AUGAAGGUCGUGUCGAAAGAAGAAGAGAAGGCACACUACAAUGUCGUGCUCAAGGGUGGCUUCAUCGGCGGCUCCCUAGGCGUUGGCCUGGGUGUGUUGGGCGUCAUCGGCGCUUCGAAACGGUAUCCAGCCUUCCGGGGCCUAACUUUACCCUUCCGAUCGUUCUUGGUGACGUCCACAGCGACAUUCGGCGCCAUCGUCAACGCAGAGCGCUGGAGCAAUGAUUUUCAAAAGCGUAAUAAUCCGAUGAGCUUCUACAAAGACGAAGCGACGCGGGUCAUGGAGCUAGCACGCGAGCAAGAGACCACUAUGGAGCGCCUCCAGCAAUGGGGCAAGACGAACCGGUACAGCAUCGUCUUCGUGUCGUGGCUGGCGGCCAUGGGCUUAUCCCUGGGUCUCGUCGGCCGCAACAAGUACCUGUCGACGUCGCAGAAGCUCGUGCAGGCCCGUGUGUACGCCCAGGGCCUGACGCUCGCGGUGCUGGUGGCCACGGCCGCCUUCGAGACGCACGACGCGCGCAGCGGGCAGGGCCGCUGGGAGACGGUCAAGGUUCUCGACCCGAACGACCCCGAGCACAAGCACCUCAUUGAGAAGCGCAUCCAUAAGGAAGAGUACGAGGGACAGGAUCUGUGGAAGGACAUGGUUGCUGCUGAGGAGAAGAGGAUAGCCGAGCGCAAGAGCCAGCAGUAG
Molecule: messenger RNA, 690 nt
Organism: Pseudomassariella vexata
Lineage: Eukaryota; Fungi; Ascomycota; Sordariomycetes; Amphisphaeriales; Pseudomassariaceae
Product: mitochondrial hypoxia responsive domain-containing protein
Exons: 1
Coding region: 1-690 (229 amino acids)
Biological process (GO): mitochondrial respiratory chain complex IV assembly
Cellular component (GO): mitochondrial inner membrane
Source: RefSeq, a predicted model, not a curated record